Molecule: messenger RNA, 440 nt
Organism: Leucoraja erinaceus (little skate)
Lineage: Eukaryota; Metazoa; Chordata; Chondrichthyes; Rajiformes; Rajidae
Gene: uqcr10
Product: cytochrome b-c1 complex subunit 9
Exons: 2
Coding region: 47-238 (63 amino acids)
Biological process (GO): mitochondrial electron transport, ubiquinol to cytochrome c
Source: RefSeq, a predicted model, not a curated record
GGUGGCGGAGGGUGACGGGGGGUGACGGGGCUCAGUCGGCGACAAGAUGGCGCUGGUGCGGAAGGUCUACAACUUGCUCUUCAAGAGGACGUCCACCUUCGCGCUCUCCAUCGUGGUGGGCGCCGUCGUCUUCGAGAGGGUUUUCGACCAGGCCGGGGAUAUGAUCUUUGAGCACAUCAACCACGGGAAACUCUGGAAACACAUCAAACAUAAUUAUGAAAUCAAACAGGAUGAAUAAGAUCAUGGUGUAAGGAACAUUGCACCUCCUUGGAUGUUGCUUCCGUUGAACAGCACUGCAUUGACAUAUUUUCCACUUGGACUAUUAAUUUCAUCGGAUGAUCUCUACAAGACCUCUUCAAGAGUGGAAUAUUAUUGUAAUUAAAUUAAUGUUUUUUUGCUAAGAUUACUAUGACAGAUAACAAAUAAAUUCUAGAACAAUU